This is a messenger RNA of Zootoca vivipara (common lizard), 3529 nucleotides long. The record is from RefSeq and is a predicted model, not a curated record. NCBI's taxonomy places the organism in Eukaryota, Metazoa, Chordata, Lepidosauria, Squamata, Lacertidae.
ACACGCGUAAAGCACUUAGCUGCAGUGCAGAUUUCAACAGACAAGGUCAGGCAUCCCCAAACUGCGGCCCUCCAGAUGUUUUGGCCUACAACUCCCAUGAUCCCUAGCUAACAGGACCAGUGGUCGGGGCAGAUGGGAAUUAGAGUCCAAAAACAUCUGGAGGGCCUAAGUUUGGGGAUGCCUGGACAAGGUAGUUCCUGCCUGCAGGAUCGAAAUAUAGUUGAUGGGAAAGUGCACAAUGCAGCCCAUCAGCUGAUGGAUGGCGCCAGUUGGUUCCUCAGCCCCCUUCUGAGUCCAGAAGGUGGUCCCUCUGUUGCAAAAUUUGGUUCUCACCAGAGCCAGAUGCCUGCAAGCUGGACACAAGUGCAUCUCUGGCAGUGGAGGUGGUGCACUGUUGGAGAUUCAUUCCCCGUGUGCAGCCAUGGGUUUGUUGUCUGUCAUAUGACUGUAUGUGUUUUCAUUCCACAGAGUGGAAAGUGACGUAGACAGGAUGUUUUUCUUACUGUGUUCCUGAAGUGGAACUGUUCUUUGUUUUUUCUCUUUGCUAUCUGAUGCUAGAGAGAGAGGGAGCCAUGUUACAGUGCUCCAUGUGUGUUUAUAUAUAAAUAAAGUAGAUUAGCAAAAUGCUGUGCUACUAAGUUCUGUUACGCAACUGCGCUAGCUCUGUGGAUCCGUGAAGUGUGCUGAUGUCUUCUGGCAUCAGUCACUGUGAUGUUCUGGCUGGAGAAUCCUUAAGAAGCUCCCGAAUGAUCGCCCAGGAGGGAGAGAACAUGCCAGCCGGGCAUGUGUCUCUGCCAAGGUUCUACUCCUGACCAGCUCUACCCUCCAUGAGUUUGCCUAACCCCUUUUAAUAGUCAUGCUGCUCCCCAGUGGCAAAGGCCAGAGUGGGCUGCCCAUCUGUCCUCCAGUCCCAGGACAACAGGCCCCUGGAGCAGAGUGGCCUGGCAGGCUGGCUGUAAACUACUUGCAGCUCCCACUUACUUAUUUUAAUAACUUUUAAAAUAGGCUGCUACCCAAUCAACCAACAAAUACUUCUUGUAUUUGAUCCAAUUUUUUAGUUGAUCUAAGUGACAGAAUGAACUAAACAUUGCAGCUGUAAUAUAUCUAGGCAGCUGGGAAAGCACACUCUCCAUCUCUUCCAGGUCUGUGUUGCAGUGUGUGUGUUGGGGAGGCUUUGAGCCAUGGAAUGCCGAGUGCCUGGGGGCUUGGGGGAGCUGACCAGCAUGGGGAGUGGAGCUCGGUGGGCUGAUGGUUGAUGCACCUGUUAAGACUAAUUCUCAUGUCCUUCAGGAACGAGGUGUUUAAUCCAGAGUUUCCUGUUGCCCAGAUGGCGUUGCCCACAAUCCCUUCGUUUUGGAAUAACCGCAGCAGAGCCCUUGAGCAGCAGAUUGUGCACCACCGUGAGCAAGAAGCCCGUUUCCGGAAUCUGUGGGAGCUGAACAGCCGCUAUUUUCAACAGUCUGGGGUCUACAGCUCAAAGCAGGCCCAGUGGAGUUCACGCCACUCCUACCAGCAAAGCAUGACCGCCUAUCACCGUGAGAAGCUUAAGGAAGAGAAGUGUCUCAGCCUGGAGCAGAGACGCAGGCGACUCCAGAAGCUGCUCUUUGAGGAGCGUGAGAUGCUGGCGGCAGAGCUGCAGGAGCUGCGGCUGAACAAGGAUGCAGACCUGAGUGAAAAGAGGCGGAGAAAUGACGAGCUGAAGUCAGCCAGAGAGGAGCGGAGAAAACAGAUUGCAGAGGAUUGUCUGUAUGAGUGCUGGAAGAACAACAGCGCUAAGCUCCGAGAGGUUGAGUCCAAACUGCACAAGGAGCACGUGGUGGAGGCCUGGGGAGAUCAGCUGUCUCAGAAGCAACAGCGAGAAGCCACUGAGCGGGAAGAGAAGAUCCGUGCAGAAAACAAAUACGAGGCAGCACGGAGAGAAGCCCUGGAGAGGAUGAAGGAGGAGGAAGAGAGACGGAAGCAGGAAGAAAGGAAGCAGGCAGAGUUCCUGCGGCAGCAGAUGAAGGAGCUGCAGCUGCGGGAGGUGGAGGCCACAAAGCUGAAAAAGGAAGAGGAGAACCUGCUCAGGCAGCACUGGGAGCUGGAAGCCCUGGAGGCCAAGCGGAAGUGCCAGGAGCAGGAGAGGAAGAAGACUGAACUUGGGCGCUUUCUGAGGCACCAAUAUCAAGCCCAACUGAAGAGGCAGGCCCAGCGGAUCCAGGAGGAGCUGGAGAAGGACAGGCAGAUCCUCCUGGCGCUGAUUGAGCAGGAGGACAAGGACCAGCGCCUGAAGUCCACCCGGCGGGAGCAAGCGGUGGCUGUUGCGGCCUGGAUGAAGGGGGUCAUUGAGGAGCAGCUCCAGCUGGAAAAGGCACGGGAGGCAGAGCUGGAGACCGUCUUCAGGGAGGAAGCCAAGCAAGUGUGGGAGAAGCGAGAGCAAGAGUGGGAGAAGGAGCGCAAGGCCCAGGACAGACUCAUGGCUGAGGUCCUGGCGGAGAGGGAGCGCCAGAUCCGAGAGAGGAUGGAGAGGAACAGGCAGGCGCAGCAGGAAUCGGUGAAGUCCCGGGAGCAGCUGAUCCAGGAGCUUGAAGAGGCCAAGCAGCUGACGCAGCGGGAGAAGGAAGAGGAGGCUGCGCUGAAAACUGAGCGCAGGCGGGAGUUGGAAGCACAGCUCAUGGAGCAGCAGCGGCAGGAGCAGGAGGAGCAGCAGCGGCAGUGGGAGGAAGAGGCUGAGGUCAAGCAGCAGGAGCAGCGCAACGCGGAGCUGGAGCAACUGACCGCCAAGUGCAUGAUGGAGUUCGGCUAUCGCAACAAGAGCUACAGCUAUCCCAAAGCAGCCUGGACCUAAAGGAGCGAGAGGGUGCUUGCUUUCCAGUUUCAGUAGAUUAAAAUCCUCACUGUGGGAGCCGCUUCCUGGUUGCAUCCUGCUGGGGGUGCUGGGAGUAUUUGUAUAGAUGAAAAAGGAGAGAGGCUGGAAGGUUGCACCCCCCCACCCCCCUUGCGCAGCAGCUCUCUUCACUGAUAGGCUUUGGCCCUUCCUGGAGAGCAGGCACAGCUGUGGCUCUAAGAGGCUCUGCAGGUGGGGACUGUUGAUCCUUCAAGGCACUUGGGGGAGAUAUGGGAUGGUGGUGGACAGACUCAGCCAGCAGGCAGCAGCUCAACCACACGCUGUCCCUGCAAGCCUUCACCUUCCCUAACCUUGGAGGUGGAAGCAGCAGCUACCUAUUAUUGCUGUUGGCAAAGAAGUGCAAGGAAGAAGAGGGUGGGAGGCUCCAAGCACUUCCCAUUCAGGCUCUGACGGGGAUGUCCAAAGGCUCAAUAAACUUUUAAACUCUUUUACUGCAAGCUGGUGUUGCUCCUUUGCUUUGUCAGUGAGAGAGAAAGACCUCGAACCCAGCGGCCAGGUGCUUCCCCUUUCCUGAGCCUACUUCCUGGCAGGGAGGAGUGUGUGCUUGCUGGCCAAAACAGUUUCUCUGCCUGCAAUGGGGCCACAGGCCCAACAAGGGCAAAGACAUCCAAAUCUGGCCCAGCCAACAUUUCAUGCCAGUCA